This is a messenger RNA of Ogataea philodendri, 1056 nucleotides long. RefSeq lists its product as uncharacterized. Gene Ontology annotation, cellular component: lipid droplet; mitochondrial outer membrane; endoplasmic reticulum membrane. Lineage: Eukaryota; Fungi; Ascomycota; Pichiomycetes; Pichiales; Pichiaceae. The record is from RefSeq and is a predicted model, not a curated record. Gene Ontology annotation, molecular function: 3-beta-hydroxysteroid 3-dehydrogenase (NADP+) activity. The transcript has a single exon. Gene Ontology annotation, biological process: ergosterol biosynthetic process. The coding region runs from base 1 to 1056 and encodes 351 amino acids.
AUGCAUCUGUCCGCACUCAUCACAGGAACAAACAGCAAUUUGGGGCUGAACAUCGCCUACCGGCUUCUCGAGGAGGUUCCCACGGGCGACAAGCUCACUAUCAUUGUCACCUCUAGAACCUUGCCCAAGGCCAGAGAGGCCAUCGACAAAAUUAAAGAGUACAACGAAAAACAUGCGCACAGAGAAGGAAUCCUCAGUUUCGACUAUAUCCUCGUGGACUUCUCCAACAUGGUGUCGAUACUGGGCGCCGUGUACGAAUUGAAGAAGUCGCACGAGAAAAUCGACUACUUGUUCAUCAACGCGGCCCAGGGCGUCUACGCAGGCAUCGACUGGAUACAGGCCACUAAAGAGGUGCUGGCCAACCCGGUCAAGGCCUCCACUUUCCCCACCUACAAGAUCCAAAGGGUGGGCGUCAAGUCCCGCGACGGACUCGGUCUGGUUUUCCAGGCAAACGUGUUUGGACCGUACUACUUUGUGCAACAGCUGGCCGAGCCGCUGCUCUCAAAAAGCCCGAGCCCCAAAGUGGUGUGGAUCUCCAGCAUCAUGUCCAAGCCGUCGUACCUGUCGUUUGCGGACCUCCAGCUGCUCCAAUCAGACAUCUCGUACGAAGGGUCCAAACGGCUCGUGGAUUUGCUCCACUUGGCAACUUACAAGGACCUGCACACCAAAUACGGUAUCACGCAGUAUCUCACCCAUCCCGGCAUAUUCACCUCGUUUUCGUUCUUCCAGUACCUGAACCCGUUCACGUUCUACGGCAUGUUGCUCAUGUUCUACGUGGCACGGCUAUUUGGGUCGCCAUGGCACAACAUCUCCGGCUGGACAGCAGCAAACGCCCCGCUCUUCGCCUGCCUCAAAGCACACCCUGCACAUGACUCGCAGGAAAAAAAAUACGGCAGUGCAUGCUCCUACAACGGUAAAGAGUACCUUAAAGUGACCGACGUGGACCCUUCAGGAAAGGCCGACGUGGCGAAGUACUUCCAGGACCUCAAGCUACAAUGGGACGAUCGUCUGAAAGACCAAAUAUCAGACACUAGAAAAAUAUACGCAGACUCAUAA